Molecule: messenger RNA, 621 nt
Organism: Emys orbicularis (European pond turtle)
Lineage: Eukaryota; Metazoa; Chordata; Testudines; Emydidae
Product: phospholipase A2 inhibitor and Ly6/PLAUR domain-containing protein-like
Exons: 5
Coding region: 1-621 (206 amino acids)
Source: RefSeq, a predicted model, not a curated record
AUGGACGUUCGUCUUGUCUUGUGCCUCCUCUGGGCUCUCCUAGCUACGGCCAACGCACGUCCUUCCAGCUGUUACCGGAGACUCCCCGGGGACAGCAGCCGUGAAGAGAGGAGCUGUAGCAGUGGAGCAGAUGCUUGCAUCGCUGUUCAUGAAGAGAACAGCUACGGGGGCGAGGUGUACAGGGGCGUCUCGCAGUUAUGCGUCCUCAGCUGGUUGAGCGCGGAGGGCGACCUGGACUUCGAGUUCGGGGGCGGCGUCUAUGCGAGGAUCCACUCCGAGAUCUGCAGAGAGACCAACUGCAACACGGGGGAGAUAAGGAAACGUACACUCAGCACCAUGCCCAACGGAAGACAGUGCCCGUCGUGCUUUGCCAUGGGAUCCCACCGCUGCCUCCACAACAAGAUCCUGCACUGCCAGGGGGGCGCCAACCAGUGUGUCGACGUUGUCGGGACGCUGUCAGAGAGAGGCAUCGAAAUCCCUUUCGCAGGAAGAGGAUGCGCCACCAAGGAUGUGGCCAAGAUCAAACCCGGGUUCCCCCUGGUGUCAGGCAUAUACAUCUAUCAAAUCAAGAGCAUCCAGUUAAGCCCGGCCCCCUGGGUGGAGACUGUGGACGGCUUCUGA